AUGGCGAAGUCGCUGUUAAUCCGUCGUGUUCGGAGAUCGCUUCUUAAGACUAACCUCUCAGCCACCACCUGCUCCUUCUCUUCGUCUGUCUAUUCUGGUUGCUGGCGUGGACCAAUCAAUGUCGGAACCGUCGUGAAUUCAGCUCGCAGACGCCACGACGUCGGGGGAUUAUUAGUUUCUGGCUGUCUCUCUUUGCCGGAUUCUUCAUCUCCACCGUCUUCUAUCUCUGGUCCGAAGACGAAACUGUAUGUGAGUGGAGACUUGAUGACAAAGGGUUUGAUGUAUGGAUUUGCUUUCCUGAGGUAUGAGACUGAGGAGGAGUCACUGAAAGCUAUUCAAGGGAUGCACGGAAAGAUAACUCGGUCUAAGUCUUGAGUUGGGUUUCUUUGCGGCAGGAGUGAUGGAUGAUCUCAACAACUGAUCUCGCCCAGCACACUCUUGAACAAAUAAGAUGUCAAUUUUUGCUCUUCGAACUUGAGGAUCUUCUCCCAAGUUUGAGUCUUUCGAACUUGACGAAGUGUUUCGUACUUGGUGGAAACGAUCCGCAACUUUUUUGCAGCGCUGUUCCUUGCGAGUACUGGAAUGUUAAUAAAUAUGCACUUCUUGUGGAACCAUGUUGACAUUCUGGUUGCAGCAGUGUUACUGGUGAUAGUGAUAAAGACUGGUAGUUGCAAUCGUUGUUAAAGUGUUCGGAAACAAUAACAAAACUGCAGUACUUGUUGGAAUGUCGCAAAUAAUCUAUGUUCUCCUGUUUCUCUACACACCUUUGGCACAAACUCAGCUUUUUGAUUUUUAAGAACCUUAAAAUAAGAGACUUGCAAUGGAGACAUAAAAGUCUCAAGGUUCUUAACUAAAUCUCUUAAACAAUUUUAUUCCUUAAAUACUAUUAAAAAAUAAUUAAGAGACCCUUAAUGGGUCUCUAGGAUAAUGGUGCUCUGAGGCUUCACCUUCCACACUAAUUUUCUUUUGACAUUUUUAGAUAUCAUCUUUGGUUUUUGUUUGUUCUUUUUUUCUUCCAAAUAUUCACGAAGACAAGAUUUUCCAGAAGCUGUACUUUACGGCCUGUACAUUAUAACUCCUGAACUGGUGCUAGUCACUAGUAAAUAUAGUUGUUUAUAAGAUUUUACCUA
Messenger RNA from Brassica napus (rape), 1130 nucleotides. Its product is annotated as organelle RRM domain-containing protein 6, chloroplastic-like. The record is from RefSeq and is a predicted model, not a curated record. Gene Ontology annotation, molecular function: RNA binding. Lineage: Eukaryota; Viridiplantae; Streptophyta; Magnoliopsida; Brassicales; Brassicaceae. The transcript has 5 exons. Bases 1 to 375 code for a protein of 124 amino acids.